CAACCACCGACUUAUCUCCCCAUACAGCCUUGAAUCUCAUGUCCUCCUCACGAUGUGAGCACAGGAAGGCAGCCAUUGCUCUCUGCAAGUGCCUUUGAGCCCUUCCUCUGCGAGCUCCUCCCAUUCUCUACAGUCCGCCCUCAAUCCAGGAAUCCAAAAAAACCAUAAAAAAAAAAAGACGCAGUUUUUAUCGCCUGUCGAACAGAAAAAACCCCCUCCAACAACAAGAUUUUCCCCUUCAAAAAGUCAAGAAUCGUUUCCCACCCCGACAGAAAUAAAAAAGAAAAAAAAAAAAAACGUCCAGAUCCCAUUUGGGAGCUCCUCGGUCGCGACCCUUUUGGUGAUUCCUCGUGCGCCCACGAAGGGUCCUCGGCUCGAAUAUCCUCAGAUUCUGGGUUAUCGUUGUCUUUCGGAUCGGGUUUGGUAUAUUGGGCGCAUUGGGAGGACGGGAAAAAUUCAAGAAUGUCCGUUCUGUCGAAAAGCGAUUCUGUUGAGAUUAGGGAGGUUUGGGAAUACAAUCUGGAAGACGAGUUUUCGUUCAUUCGCGAGAUCGUGGAUGAUUAUCCCUACAUUGCCAUGGACACCGAGUUCCCUGGGAUGGUCCUUCGCCCGGUGGGGAAUUUCAAGAGCAGCUCCGAGUAUAAUUACCAGACCCUUAAGGCCAAUGUCGAUCUUUUGAAGCUAAUCCAGUUGGGCCUGACCUUCGCGGAUGAGAAGGGAAAUCUCCCGACCUGCGGAACCGAUAAAUACUACGUGUGGCAAUUCAAUUUCCGCGAGUUCAAUUUGAAUGAGGAUGUUUAUGCUCAUGACUCGAUCGACUUGUUAUCUCAAAGUGGGAUCAACUUCAAGAAGAACAACGAGGUGGGCGUCGAUGCUCGUCGCUUCAGCGAGCUAUUGAUGUCGUCCGGGAUAGUGUUGAACGAUACUGUUCACUGGGUCACAUUCCACAGCGGGUAUGACUUCGGGUACUUGCUUAAGGUGCUGACCUGCCAGAGUCUGCCGAGUACACAGUCCGGGUUCUUUGAUCUGAUUAAGAUGUACUUCCCCGUGCUUUACGAUAUCAAGCAUUUGAUGAAGUUUUGCAAUAGCCUUCAUGGGGGUUUGAAUAAGGUUGCCGAGUUGUUGGAAGUGGAACGGGUUGGCAUAUGUCAUCAAGCGGGUUCUGAUAGUUUGCUCACUUGCUCCACUUUCAUGAAACUGAAGGAGAACUUCUUUAAUGGCUCGCCUGAGAAGUAUGCUGGGGUUUUGUAUGGUCUGGGUGUUGAGAAUGGACAAAAUGGUUACUAAGAUGAGGAAAAAAAAUAGUAUCUGAAAUAAAAAUUUAAAAUAUAAAAUUUCUCUGCCAGAUUGUGUGUUCCCCGUUCACAUCAUUCUUUUUUUUUUUUUUUUUUUUUUUUGGGCACAGUAUGGUCGAUUGGAUUUUUGGUCACUCUCCAGGAUUGACGUGGUACAUAGUUUGAAGUCCUUGAGAAUGUUAGCAAGUAGUGAGGAUAGGAGAAUAGCCAUGUUUACCUAGGAAACGGCAUUUAUACUUCUCAUUUUGCUUUACAUCGAAACAUUGCAGACAAGAUGACUGACCUUUGUUGUGUUUUAGAGCUUGUCUUGAAGGAUGAACCUUAUAGUGCACAGAAUCUGAGGGUGCAUGCUUGCGCGCAGGAUGCACGCACACAUGGCGCAGACAUAAUACUCACUCACUGCAUGCGCAUCUCCUUUUGUAUCGACUACUUUUGGGUCAUUUGACUAUACCUUGCAAUGUCACCCAUUAUGCCUUGAUCUAUAAUUUUAAUUAGUAUUAAUGCUAGGUUAGGACAUGGGCGUGACCCGGGGAGGGUUCGCCUGUAGCAACAUCCAGUAGGUCUGGUUCAAUUCCCGCCUGCUUCCUCUCCUGCGUUACCUAGGAAGAGAAAAGCUAUAUUGUUUAGUUCGUGGCCCGUGAAGUUCUUUUUUCUUCUUUUCCAUUCGGAUCAUUGCUAUGUGACUUAAGGCUUAAUCAUGUUAGGUGUUCAGUUUCUCGGUCUGUCUUUGUGUCCCAGCUCCUUCUACUGUGUUAUCCAUAUGCUCCUCAAAUAUUGGUAUGGAUAUUUAGCUAAUGCCAGGUCUUUAUUUGGAGCAGGUUUUGUUCUUUUAUGCCUGAAUCACACAUUUCUCAGCACAUCUCCUUGUCUUUUCUGUUUUUAAUGUCUAAUUUGGUCUGGAAGUGGUGUCGAAUCAUCAUGCAGUCAUGAUAUGCUGAUUUAUAUUCUGAGCAGACGACCUACACUGCUUAAAGAAAUUUCCCAUGUCUUGUAUAUUAUUAAAUUUUACCAACUGUGACCUGGAACUUUGGAUAUCAUAGUAGUGCAGCAGGUAGAUCUUGUGCAACAAAUUAUUGGCUUAUGUUGCAACUUUCUGCUACUCCGGCAUCCUCCGUUAUAUUGUCUCCUGGUAAAAGUUUAGUUCUUUUAGUUUGAUGUUGUUGCAAUGGGUGAGCUACUGGCUUUUACAAACUGAUGGCCAUUUGUAUCUACUCCAAUGUUCAGCAUUUGCCAUUUGCCAUUUGUCA
Eucalyptus grandis is the source of this 2542-nucleotide messenger RNA. RefSeq names its product probable CCR4-associated factor 1 homolog 7. Bases 463 to 1287 code for a protein of 274 amino acids. NCBI's taxonomy places the organism in Eukaryota, Viridiplantae, Streptophyta, Magnoliopsida, Myrtales, Myrtaceae. Gene Ontology annotation, molecular function: poly(A)-specific ribonuclease activity; nucleic acid binding. The record is from RefSeq and is a predicted model, not a curated record. Gene Ontology annotation, cellular component: CCR4-NOT complex; P-body; CCR4-NOT core complex. The transcript is spliced from 2 exons.